CCCAAACGGUGAAAAAAAUGUGGGAGUACCCAAAAGGUGAAAAAUUGUAAAUGUGUACCCAACAUUAUACUUAACUCGGUUUUUCUUUUUUAUUUUUUCUUUUUUUUUUUUGAAAGAUUGUUACGUGUUUGCUUGUGUCUAACCGUGAUGUAUUACGACUUCCUCCCCGAUUACCCGGAACCUAAGAUACGAACCUAGAAUAUUUUUUUUUAACCCUUUGGAGCAUUAUCACGUUUCCGCUGCGUUGCUGCAGCCCUCCCUCCCUACUCCAUUGAAGGAAGCGUACUCUGAAUUCUCCAUUGAAGCCGCCUCUGAGCUUUUUCUCCUCCAUUGAAAUAACUUCCGAGGUCAAAAGAUGGAGGGUAGCCAUGAGAUAGAGGUUGCUGAAGCUCAAGAAAACCUUGAUAAUGUACCUGUGGAGAAACAAGAAACCCGUGAUGAAAUGCUUUCAAGGCACAGGAAAGAAAUUUCCCAGCUACAGAACAAAGAGGUUGAGAUGAAAAAGGCUGCAGCUAAAGGUAGCAAAGCGGAACAGAAAGCAAAGAAAAAGCAAGUUGAGGAAGAAGUAGCCAAGCUAUCUGCAAAUCUCAGAGAUAAACAUGCACAAGAACUUUCUUCACUGGGCUAUAAUAGCAGCACAAUUGGCAAUGGAAAUGACAAAGGAAACCUUGAUACACUUGUCAAAGCAAUUGCUGGAGUAUCUGUGGCCAGUAGUGCUGAUAAUCACAAGCCUAGUAAAAGUGUUAAGAGACGUGAGAAAAGAGCUCAGCAAGAAGCUGCAAGGGAACAAAGAAUAAAAGAGGAACAAAGCAACAUCACUAGUGAUAGAGUGAUUGAAGAUGGGUUAUUGGAGAAGAAGCUAGACCCACUUGGAUUGACCAUCAAUGAUAUUAAACCUGAUGGCCACUGCCUUUAUCGUGCUGUGGAGGAUCAGCUAGCUCACUUGUCAGGAGGUUCUUCACCUUACAAUUUCCAGCAGCUUCGAGAAAUGGUUGCUUCUUAUAUGCGUGAUCAUGUCUCUGAAUUUCUCCCCUUUUUCAUAUCAGAGAAUGAGGUUGAAGGAGAGUCAGAUUAUUCUCUGGCGCAGAGAUUUGAAAACUACUGUCACGAGGUGGAAACAACAGCAGCUUGGGGUGGGCAACUGGAGCUUGGUGCCUUGACACAUUGCUUGAAGAAACAUAUAAUUAUAUUUUCAGGGUCCUUUCCUGAUGUUGAAAUGGGCAAGGAGUACAAGACUGAUGGUUCUUCUACUUCAUUGAACUCUUGUAUCAAGCUAUCAUACCACAAGCAUGCGUUUGGUCUGGGUGAGCAUUAUAAUUCUGUGGUUCCCAGUUUAUAACAAAAUCAUUUAGCCAUUUUUUUUUCCUUCUCUUUUUUUAUGAGAGAAAAAGUAAGCGAAUUGUGAGUGCACAUUUAACUCCAUCAAGAGUGAUAGUUUUCUGUUGCAUUUUUUAAUACCAUACAUACUGAUACUGAUACACUUCAAGUUUGAUCUGCUUGGAUAGUUGAUACCCUUUAAAUUUUGAUACAAUAAUCAAUGAUUGCCAUUUUUAUUUU
Messenger RNA from Chenopodium quinoa (quinoa), 1557 nucleotides. RefSeq names its product OTU domain-containing protein 6B-like. The record is from RefSeq and is a predicted model, not a curated record. The transcript has 3 exons. Gene Ontology annotation, biological process: protein deubiquitination. The coding region runs from base 356 to 1339 and encodes 327 amino acids. NCBI's taxonomy places the organism in Eukaryota, Viridiplantae, Streptophyta, Magnoliopsida, Caryophyllales, Amaranthaceae. Gene Ontology annotation, molecular function: cysteine-type deubiquitinase activity.